AAUCUAAACCAUUCCCAUAUCAAAUUCCAGUUCAUAAUUCGUGAACCCACAAUCUCCGCCGGAAUUCAGCAAUGGCAUCGGAACCCAUCUCUCGGCUUCACUUUCUCUUGAUUCCCUUAUUAGCCCCUGGCCACACCAUCCCCAUGAUCGACAUGGCCAAACUGCUCGUCCAACGGCCGAAUGUGGUGGUGACCAUCGUCACCACACCCCUCAAUGCCAUUCGAUAUGGUCCUAACCUCCAACAACACAUCAACUCCGGACUCCCGGUCCGUUUUCUAGAACUCCCGUUUCCGGCAGCCGAGGCUGGACUACCGGAGGGAUGCGAAAGUGCAGAUGCUCUACCGGGUCUUCAUUUACUCCCAAACUUUUCAGUUGCAAUUGGUAUGUUGCAAGAAAGACUUGAACAACGGUUCGAAUCGCUAGACCCACGACCGAGCUGUAUUAUAUCUGAUAGAUACAUGCUCUGGACUGCUGAUACAGCGACUAAGUAUGAGAUACCAAGGAUAAUCUUUGAUGGAAUGAGUUGUUUUAAGCAGUUGUGUACUCAUCAUUUGUAUGCAUCCAAGGUGCUUGAUGGUUUGCCUGACUCAGAACCUUUUGUUCUCCCUGGAUUGCCACACCAGAUUGAGAUAACCAAAGUGCAGCUGCCACAAGAGUUCAAUCCUGUUGAUUUAGCCACAAGGGAGCAACUCGAACGAGCGAGGGAACCCGAGUUGAGAGCUUAUGGGUUGGUGAUCAAUAGUUUUGAGGAGUUGGAGCAAGAAUAUGUUAACGAGCUUAAGAAGUUGAAAAAUGGUAGAGUUUGGUGUUUAGGACCUUCGUCAUUGAUCAAUAAUAACGAUUUCGGAAAAGUGAUAAGAGGAAAUGGCACCUCAAUCAAUGAGCAGCGUAUCUUGAACUGGCUUGAUUCCAAAGAAUCUGGAUCCGUAAUCUAUGUCUGUUUCGGUAGCAGUAGUCAGGUCAUCCCUCCUCAACUGGUUGAGCUCGGAUUAGGCCUAGAAGCAUCUAACCACCCAUUCAUAUGGGUGAUUCGAGCAGGCGAUAGAGCUAAGGAGAUCGAGGAAUGGAUAAUAGAAACUGGGUUCGAAGAACGAAUGAAAGAUAGAGGACUUCUGAUCAGAGAUUGGGCUCCACAACUCCUAAUUUUAUCACACCCUUCGACCGGAGGGUUCUUGACUCACUGUGGUUGGAACUCGAUCCUCGAAGGAGUUUGUGCCGGUGUGCCACUGAUUACGUGGCCGCAGUUUGCUGACCAGUUCUUGAACGAGAAACAAGCAAUCCAAGUGUUGGGAAUUGGCAUGGCCGUUGGGGCUCAACAAGUUGUGCAUUGGGGUAUCGAAGACAAAUUCGGGGUUAUGGUGAAAAGCGAGCAGGUUUCGAAUGCUAUACGCAAAAUGAUGGAUAUCGGAACUGAAGGAAACGAGAGAAGAAAGAAAGCGAAACUACUUGCGAAGGUAGCGAACAAAGCAAUAGAGGAGGGAGGGUCAUCUUACAAGAACUUGACACUACUGAUACAAGAUAUAAUGGAACUUGCGAAAGCCAAGAGCCAUUGAGUUGAAGCCAACAUUGCUCGUGCACCUCUCGGCCAUGCAAAAACCCGCGAUAUACACGAUAUAUGAACCCCGUUAGGGGCGCUGCCCCUAGCACCCCGAAAGGGGUAUAGCCCCCUGACUCCUGCUUCAUGACGAUCUAAAGUGAUAGAUGUAACAUUUGUAGUGUGCAUCCUGCAUCUCCUAACUCAUAUAUGUUUCUCUCAUCGCUUUAAUCUAUCUCAUGUAAAUCACAAUUACACCAAAUACUCGAUGACGCUAAAAUCACAACAUUCUAUAUUUCGGUUUGUAAUACAACUAUCAUUAUUAAUACAUUCUAUAU
Messenger RNA from Cynara cardunculus var. scolymus (artichoke), 1872 nucleotides. RefSeq names its product UDP-glycosyltransferase 73C6-like. Gene Ontology annotation, molecular function: UDP-glycosyltransferase activity. The record is from RefSeq and is a predicted model, not a curated record. Bases 72 to 1553 code for a protein of 493 amino acids. The transcript has a single exon. Lineage: Eukaryota; Viridiplantae; Streptophyta; Magnoliopsida; Asterales; Asteraceae.